AUGAAAUCUGUGCUAAUUACGGGCGCUAACCGAGGCCUGGGACUUGGAAUGGUCAGAUAUCUUGUGAAACAGAACAAGGCCGACAAAAUAUUCGCGACAUGCCGAAAGCCGUCCGAGGAACUUGAAAAGUUAGCUCAAGAAGCAAAACAUCUUGAAAUAUUACAGCUAGAUGUAACAAACGUCCAAGGCUUUGGCGACUUAUCUUCACGGGUAGCCCAAGGCGUGGGAAACUCUGGGUUAAAUCUGCUUAUAAACAAUGCCGGUGUGGCCACUAAAUUCACCAAAAUCAACUUAGUGAAAGCCGAACAGCUAAUUGAAAACCUGACAAUCAAUACUGUGGCACCGAUCAUGUUGACGAAGAGUCUAUUGCCGCUUCUGAAACAAGCGGCUGAGGCGAACAGCGACAAGCCAUUGGGCGCGGCGCGAGCCGCCGUCAUCAACAUGAGCUCGGUGCUGGGCUCUAUCGCGCAAAAUGACCAAGGCGGCUUCUAUCCCUACAGAUGUUCAAAGGCAGCUCUAAACGCGGCAACAAAAUCCAUGAGCAUAGACCUAAAGAAAGAAGCGAUACUGGUGGCUUCCAUGCACCCCGGAUGGGUGAAGACCGACAUGGGUGGCAAGAACGCGCCGCUAGAUGUCGACUCAGCCGUCAGUGGGAUAUUCGCCACGAUCGAGAAGUUGGGCGCAGCGGACACGGGGAAGUUUGUGCAGUACGACGGAACUGAACUGCCUUGGUAGUUUAGAGCACAAAAUACUGCGGCGAAUCCAGCUUAUUAUUCUUGUACCAAAAAUAUUUUUAUACUAAUUAGCACAAGCAAAAUAUUUAAAAAGUUCAACUUAAGUAAACUCAAAUAAGCAUUUUAGGUGUCGCAAAUAAAGGGAUGAUUUUUU
Messenger RNA from Ostrinia nubilalis (European corn borer), 888 nucleotides. It is a transcript of the gene sni, whose product is annotated as C-signal. The record is from RefSeq and is a predicted model, not a curated record. Lineage: Eukaryota; Metazoa; Arthropoda; Insecta; Lepidoptera; Crambidae. Gene Ontology annotation, cellular component: cytoplasm. Bases 1 to 735 code for a protein of 244 amino acids. Gene Ontology annotation, molecular function: carbonyl reductase (NADPH) activity. The transcript has 5 exons.